AGAAAAGACAUCCACAAUGUUGCUGUUUGUUGGAAUAAUUCUAAUUGCACUUUUCUCAAGAGCUGAAAAGCCCAUUUGUCUUCCAUAUGGAACACAAGAAGUUCCCCAGUUUUCAAAGGAUGGAGACAUUACAAUAGGAGCUAUUCUGUCAAUUUAUAAAGAUUUCAUUGUUGUAAAUCCAUCCUUCAAAGUAGACCCAGGACAUGCCAAAUGUGAAAGUCUGAACCCAAGAGUAUUACAGAUUGCUCAAACUAUGAUCUUUGCUGCUGAAGAAAUAAAUAAUAGUUCAGAGAUUCUUCCUGAUGUUUCCCUGGGCUAUAAAAUAUAUGAUUCCUGCCGCUCUUUAACUCUGUCUAUAAAAAUAGCACUGGAAUUACUCAAUGGGCAUGAAAAAGGAUUUCUUUAUGACCAGUCCUGCAACAAAUCAUCUUCAGUCCACGCCAUAAUAGGACAGUCCAGCUCCACACUAGCAAUAGGCAUUGCAGCAACUGUUGGACGAUUUCACGUACCAGUGCUAAGUCAUUUUGCAACCUGUGCCUGUCUCAGUAACAGAAAAGAGUUCCCCAGCUUCUUCAGGACAAUUCCAAGCGAUUAUUAUCAAAGCAGAGCCCUGGCAAAGCUUGUGAAGCACUUUGGAUGGACCUGGGUUGGGGCCAUUAGAAGUUACAAUGAUUAUGGCAACAGUGGGAUGGCUACCUUUGUACAAGCUGCCCAGCAGGAGGGGAUCUGUAUAGAAUAUUCAGAGGCCAUUUAUAGAACUCAACCAAAGGAGAAAUUGCUAAAAGUCGUAAAUAUUGUUAAAAAAUCAACCGCAAAGGUUGUUGUGGCUUUUACAGCUGAUGCAGAUCUAGAUAUCCUGGUAAAGGAACUUUUAAUUCAGAAUGUCACAGGCCUCCAGUGGGUGGGCAGUGAGGCGUGGAUUGCAGAGAGAUACCUUGCAUCUAACGGAGGACAGAAAGUCCUAGCGGGAGUGAUUGGCUUUGCAAUUCCAAAUACUGAAAUUCCCGGGCUGAAAGAAUUUAUUCUAAAAGCUCGUCCUUCAAAUGCACCUGGAAACAGUGGUUUAAAAGAAUUUUGGGAAACCACUUUCAGUUGUAACCUAACAUCCCAGACAAAUUAUAGUGUUAAUUUAUGCACAGGAACUGAGUCUUUGGAAGGAAUAAGUAAUCAGUACACUGAGAUUUCAGACAUGGGGAUACUGAAUAACAUCUACAAUGCAGUAUAUGCCUUUGCUUACUCAUUGCAUAACCUCUAUGCAUGUAAAAAUGGAGAAGGGCCUUUUGAAAAUCAAACCUGCGCAAACAAAACUAAACUAGAACCGUGGCAGGUGUUACAUUAUAUGUCAAGAGUUAACUUCACAAACAGAAAUGGGGAGCAUAUCUAUUUUGAUGAAAAUGGGGAUCCAGUAGCCAGAUAUGCCAUAAUAAACUGGCAGUAUAACAAGGAAGGUAUCACAACAUUUAAAAUAAUUGGUAAAUAUGAUGCCUCUUUACCAGAAGGAGGGCAAUUUGAAAUCAACAAUGCAAAGGUUGUAUGGCCAGGUGAUGAUAAUAAGGUACCAAGAUCGGUCUGCAGUGAGAGCUGCCUUCCUGGGACUCGUAAAGCCAUUGAGAAAGGGAAGCCAGUCUGCUGCUUCGUCUGCAUCCCCUGUGCAGAAGGAGAGUUCAGCAACACUACAGAUUCAAUUGAGUGUUCUACAUGCCCUUUGGAAUACAAAUCAAAUGAACAGCGAAAUCAGUGUAUCUUAAAAAAUAUUGAAUAUUUAUCUUAUGGAGAAUUAAUGGGAAUAAUUCUAGUUACAUUUUCUGUAUUUGGAGCCUGUCUGACCAUAAUUAUAGCAAAUAUAUUUUUCAAAUACAGAUCUACUCCAAUUGUAAGAGCCAAUAACUCUGAACUGAGUUUCCUUCUGCUCUUUUCAUUGACUCUGUGUUUCCUCUGUUCACUUACUUUCAUUGGCCAGCCCUCUGACUGGUCCUGUAUGUUGCGCCACACAGCAUUUGGGAUCACAUUUGUCCUGUGCAUCUCUUGUGUUCUGGGGAAAACAAUAGUGGUGUUAAUGGCCUUUAGGGCUACACUGCCAGGCAAUAACAUUAUGAAAUGGUUUGGGCCCACACAGCAGCGGUUAAGUGUUCUUUUUUUCACGCUCAUACAAAUUUUGAUUUGUGUUCUUUGGUUGAUAAUGUCUCCUCCUUUUCCUAACAUGAACAUGAAAUACUAUGCAGAAAGAAUCAUUCUGGAGUGUGAUCUGGGAUCUGCAGGUGCAUUCUGGGCUGUGUUAGGAUAUAUAGGGUUCCUCUCUGCAAUAUGCUUUGUGCUCGCCUUCUUCGCUAGAAAACUACCUGAUAACUUCAAUGAAGCCAAAUUCAUUACAUUCAGCAUGCUCAUAUUCUGUGCUGUCUGGAUCACCUUUAUCCCAGCGUACAUCAGCUCCCCUGGAAAGUUUACAGUGGCUGUGGAGAUAUUUGCCAUUUUAGCUUCAAGCUUUGGGUUACUUUUCUGUAUUUUUAUGCCAAAGUGUUAUGUUAUUUUAUUAAAGCCAGAGAGAAACACUAAAAAAUAUUUGAUGAGUAAAAUGCCCUCAAAAUCACUGUAAGUCUGAGUUGAAUAUUAAACUUCCAACAUUUAAAUAGUUUAAGUUACUUUAUAUCACUUUUAAUUAAAAAAUAAAAUGUAAUAGCAGUAAGUAUUGUUUUUUAUUAAAAAUAACUUCCUCCAAUGUCUAUUUGUUUAGUGGAUAUUUUCCCUAUUUAAUGUUUUAGUUGUUCUCUAAAUAAUCAUAACAUAAAUAUAUUCAGAAUAUCAUCAGAAUAUGUGCCUGGAACAGUGUUCUCUUACUUGUGACCAUUUUGUCUGAGAAGGAAAAUAGUCAAAUUAACCAUUCUUUGACUUCUUAUCACAUAAUAAUAAAAAUAAAAGAACAUGUCAGAUUUUUCAAAAAG
This is a messenger RNA of Lepisosteus oculatus (spotted gar), 2939 nucleotides long. Its product is annotated as extracellular calcium-sensing receptor-like. Gene Ontology annotation, molecular function: G protein-coupled receptor activity. Lineage: Eukaryota; Metazoa; Chordata; Actinopteri; Semionotiformes; Lepisosteidae. The record is from RefSeq and is a predicted model, not a curated record. Gene Ontology annotation, cellular component: plasma membrane. Gene Ontology annotation, biological process: G protein-coupled receptor signaling pathway.